GCGCCGUCCAUUUAUGAACAUUCUGGGAUCUACGCAUGACCGACGCCGCAGCUGCGAACGCCAAUCUGCGCCGACCCGUUGGCGACAUAGAGGUGUCUUUUGCUCAGUUGCCUCCAAAGUUCAAUUCAAUGGCAUCUCAUGGUGCACGCCCGCGUUGCCCUGCCCCUCAUCAUAGCGCUAUCUCGUCAGAUUGACCCAAGGGUGCUCACGCGACCUGGGGACUCCAUAGAGGCAUGCUUCUUUUCCUUCACCUGCUCACAUAGAUUCCCACCCAUCUGGCGGUUCCUGGCGUCAUCAGCGCACGGACUGCCAGCGAGCGGGUUUCUCCUCUCCCUAAAUCGCUCGGACACGACAGGUUGACUGAAGCGACGACCAUUGCCCCGAGCACCCUUGAAUCAACCUGCAACCUCCCGGCAGUUUGGGUCGAUCACGAAGCUUCACUAGCAAUGGCAGACGUCGAGAAGAAAGACGCGACGGUCGUGUCAGCGGACGUCCCCGUGGACGCGCGCUCGCUAAGCGAUGACGCGCCCGCCGCCGCCAUCGACACCAGCGGCGUCGACGAGAAGAAACUCCUCCGCAAGAUCGAUCUGCAACUCAUCCCAUGGCUCUCGCUCCUCUACCUGCUGAGCUUCCUCGACCGCACGAGUAUCGGAAACGCGAAGCUGUAUCAUCUUACCACCGAUCUGCACAUGUCCGACAAGCAGUACUUGAUCAGCUUGACUGUGUUCUACUUCAGCUAUUCAAUCCUUGAAGUCCCUUCCAAUAUAUUUCUCAAGCGCUUACGGCCGUCGAUAUGGUUGUCAGGUCUUAUGGUAUUCUGGGGUAUCAUGAUGACGCUGCAAGGUAUCGUAACGAACUAUCCCAGCCUUGUUGGCAUGCGUGUCUUGCUGGGUACCUUCGAAGCUGGUCUCUUUCCGGGCGUCAACUACUACCUUUCAUGCUGGUACAAACGCAGCGAAUUUGGCAUUCGAGCCGCCGUUUUCUUCUCCGCCGCGACCGUCUCCGGCGCCUUCGGCGGCCUCCUCGCUGCCGCCAUCUCAAAGAUGGAUGGCAUCGGCGGCAAAGCCGGCUGGGCGUGGAUCUUCAUCCUCGAGGGGCUCGCGACCGUGCUCGCCGGGAUCAUCUCCUUCUGGAUCAUCCAGGACUUCCCGGAUACCGCAAAGUUCCUCUCCCCCGCCGAGCGCGCGGUCGUGAUCCGGCGGCUGCAGGCGGACGACCAGUUUAGCGCGGCGGGCGAGCAGCUGAAGAUGAAGUAUAUUUGGAAGAGCUUCGCAGAUUGGAAGACGUGGGUAGGGAUGAUCAUCUACGUGGGCUGCGACAUGCCACUGUACUCCUUCUCCGUGUUCCUGCCUACUAUCAUUAACCAGAUUGGCUACACGGCGACGCCCGCGAACCUCCUCACCGUGCCGGUCUACGUGUUUGCGUGCAUCGUAACGUGUAUCGUGGGCGUCUGCGCCGACCGGUACGGGCAUCGAGGGUUGUUCAACAUUGGCUUCUUCAUUUUGGGCGCUGUGGGAUACAUCAUCUUGAUCGUCUCGCGCAGCGGUGCGCUAUCGUAUGUCGGCGUCUAUCUGGCAGCAUGUGGGAUAUACCCCAAUAUUCCCAACACGAUUGCAUGGAUGUCCAACAACGUCGAGGGCUCGUACAAACGCAGCGUAUCGCUGGCUAUGGUCAUAGGCUUCGGUAACAUCAACGGCGCCGUAAGCUCGAACGUCUAUCGCGACAAGGACAAGCCUUGGUACACUCUCGGACAUGGUCUCGUCCUCAUGUACAUCGCCUUCGGCCUCAUUUCCAGCACGGUCUACCUGUUCCUUGCCGACAGGGAGAAUCGGCGGCGGGACCGCGGGGAGCGCGACGAGGUCAUCAGGGCGGAGGGCACUGACGAGGGGAAGGAAGGCGACGAGGGCAAGAAGGGAGGACACGCGCGCAAUGGCGUGUACGAUAGUGUGGACGCGGCGAGGCGGGACAAGGGGGACGAAUGGAGUGGGUAUCGGUACACGCUGUGAACGAGGGAUGACGAAAGCCAACAUCGGAGACGACGAGUGCCAGAGACGGGGGCGACGAACGUUAUGACGAAGACAUGAGUCCUUGUAUACUGACUAGCGAUUUACUGAUGUCGAGGAUGCGGAAGGGAACAAAAUGCUUGCGAGGUGCGAAUGUGUACGAGGGAGCGGCUUGUGUUACUGCGCUCGAACACGCUUGAAGGAGGGCCAGACAGCAAGACUCCUGGGAAGAUGCCACUCGAGGCUGAUAGAGUACGACGCCUUUACAAGCGAGAAGUAUGCGGUUUGACGUGGAG
Molecule: messenger RNA, 2299 nt
Organism: Schizophyllum commune H4-8
Lineage: Eukaryota; Fungi; Basidiomycota; Agaricomycetes; Agaricales; Schizophyllaceae
Product: MFS general substrate transporter
Exons: 17
Coding region: 447-2006 (519 amino acids)
Biological process (GO): transmembrane transport
Cellular component (GO): membrane
Molecular function (GO): transmembrane transporter activity
Source: RefSeq, a predicted model, not a curated record